GCGUCGUCCUCACCGUUGUUUUCAUAAGCUGUUUGAACCGGAGAUCGAAAACGUCAGACGAAAUCCAAGUCGUCUCUUUCUUUUUUAUUCCUAGAAUACAGCUUUACGCUUCUCUUCAAUAUAUAUUUUUCGAGAUGUCCUCAUCAGCCUCUCGUGCAUGGCAGCGGAGACCGUCGGUGGCGGUUUUCUUCGUCGUCGUCGUUCUCACGCUCGGCCUCUGCUGCAGCGCCGUGGCCAGCGUGGCGGCCCUGCCCGAGGGUCCGCGCAUGAGCCCCAUCGUGCAGUGCGACGCCGACUUCCGUGAGAUCUGCGAUGAUGCUCAGUCGGCACGGGGGUUGUGGGGGUGCAUGAUGAAGAAUGUGGACCUGAUCACCAAUGAUGUGUGCAGGGAGUACGUGAGGGGCUUCCGUGCCUGCACGCGUGACGCGGAGAAGAAGGGUAGCUGCGUGUACCCCGCAGCUGACUACGCCACGUCCGUGCGCCGAUGUCUGCGCAGCACACCGGAGUCGAGCAUCUCGGAAGAGUGUUUGAACUCACGCUUUUACUUUCCCAUUGCGGAGGUGCGCAAUGCGAAGUGGUAG
Messenger RNA from Leptomonas pyrrhocoris, 581 nucleotides. RefSeq lists its product as hypothetical. NCBI's taxonomy places the organism in Eukaryota, Euglenozoa, Kinetoplastea, Trypanosomatida, Trypanosomatidae. The record is from RefSeq and is a predicted model, not a curated record. The coding region runs from base 135 to 581 and encodes 148 amino acids. The transcript has a single exon.